AUGAUUAAACAGGGGAACGCUUGUGCAGGGAAGAAGCCUUGGAAAUGGAGCGAGUGUGGGAAAGCCUUCAGCUACUACUCAGCUUUUGUCUUGCAUCAGAGAAUUCACACGGGCGAGAAGCCCUAUGAAUGUCCUGAAUGUGGGAAAGAGUUUAGCCAGAGCAUACACCUCACUCUGCAUCACAGGAUCCACACUGGGGAGAAGCCCUAUGCGUGCCGUCAGUGUGGGAAGGCCUUCAGUCACCGCUCAGCCCUGAUUCGGCAUCGCGUGAUCCACACCGGAGAGAAACCCUAUGAGUGCGAUGACUGUGGGAAGGCCUUCAACCAGAGCUCAUACCUCACACAGCAUCAGCGCAUCCAUACUGGGGAGAAACCGUACGCAUGUAAGGAAUGCGGGAAGGCCUUCAGCCAGAGCUCGUUCCUUACCCAGCACCAGGUCGUUCACACCAGAGAGAAUCCUUACAAGUGCCGUGAAUGCGGCAGAUCUUUUAGUGACCGUUCAGGCCUUAUUCAGCACCAGAGAACUCACACUGGAGAGCAGCCCUAUGAGUGUAGGUGUGGGAAGGCCUUUGGCUACUGUUCUGCCCUGACUCAGCACCAGAGAACGCACACCAGAGAGAGGCCCUAUUGGUGCAGCGUCUGUGCCAAAGCCUUCAGUGACCGCUCUGCCCUGAUCCGUCAUCAGAGGACGCACACUGGAGAGAAGCCUUACCGGUGUAAGGUCUGUGAGAAAGCCUUCAGCCAGAGCUCGUCUCUUACAAAGCACCAGAAAACUCACACUGGAGAAAACCCUAUAGGUGUAAAGAAUGUGGCAAAGCUUUUAGCCAGAGUUCCUAUCUUUCUCAACUUAGAAAACUCACGCUGUCGGGGAAAACAAGGCUAUGGGCAAGCCUUUAGUGAGUAUUCAGUCUUUGGCCAACAAAAGAGAAUCCAUACUGGAUAA
Messenger RNA from Arvicola amphibius (Eurasian water vole), 942 nucleotides. RefSeq names its product zinc finger protein 135-like. Gene Ontology annotation, biological process: regulation of transcription by RNA polymerase II. The record is from RefSeq and is a predicted model, not a curated record. Gene Ontology annotation, molecular function: RNA polymerase II cis-regulatory region sequence-specific DNA binding; DNA-binding transcription factor activity. NCBI's taxonomy places the organism in Eukaryota, Metazoa, Chordata, Mammalia, Rodentia, Cricetidae.